GCAGAGUCGGGGCUGUGCGCUGCGCAGGCGCACGUGGCGAAGCUGAGCGGGCUCAGGAGUGACGUCACGGCGCGCGACGCGGAGGCGGGGUCGGCCCGGGAUCCGACGGUAGGGGGUAGCCGGUCCGGGGUCGCAGGUCGCAGGCCGCAGGCCACGGUCGCCCCAGCACCAUGUUCGGCUCCAGUCGCGGAGGCGUGCGCGGCGGUCAGGAUCAGUUCAACUGGGAGGACGUGAAGACUGACAAGCAGCGGGAGAACUACCUGGGCAACUCGCUGAUGGCGCCCGUAGGCCGCUGGCAAAAGGGCCGCGACCUCACCUGGUACGCCAAGGGCCGGGCGCCGUGCGCGGGCCCGAGCCGCGAGGAGGAGCUGGCAGCCGUGCGGGAGGCCGAGCGCGAGGCGCUGCUGGCCGCGCUUGGCUACAAGAACGUGAAGAAGCAGCCCACGGGCCUGAGCAAGGAGGACUUUGCGGAGGUCUGCAAGCGGGAAGGAGGCGACCCCGAGGAGAAGGGCGUGGACCGGCUGCUGGGGCUGGGGAGCACCAGUGGCUCCGCGGGUCGCGUGGCGCUGUCACGGGAGGACAAGGAGGCCGCCAAACUGGGGCUGUCUGUGUUCACGCACCACCGCGUGGAGAGCGGCGGGCCCGGGACUUCAGCAGCCUCCGGCAGGAGGAAGCCACGAGUGGAGGAUCAGACUGAAAACAGCUCUGAGAGCCACAGGAAAAGCAAGAAGGAGAAGAAGAAAAAGAAAAAGAAGAAACACAAAAAAGAAAAGAAGAAAGACAGAGACAGGCGACCAGCUGAGGCCACCACCUCUUCCAUGUCUCCCGAGAGGCCCAGGUACUGCCACCAUGACUCUGACUCCGACUCCCCCUGCUGCAAGAGGAGGAAGCGAGGACACAGUGGGGGCAGGAGCCCAUCUUGCAGGCGGCAUGACAGACUCUGAGGCCUGAUAGUUGGACCCUGCUCACUGCUACUGUGGGACCUGGAACUCUCCCUUCACCUUGCUUGCCUCCUGCCUCAGGAAAGCCCCUCGUGUGGGUGAGACCUGAGGCUGCUCCUAUGGAGUGGCUCUGGGCACCAGCCUGUGGGGUAAAGGCUGCACAGCUAGCUCUGGAGCGCAGCCAGCUUCCUGGAAGACCUCCGGGUUUCGCACAGCAGGGAUGGCCCCUGGCUUGCCCUGCGGUGAGCCUGCGCACAGGUACCUGUAGAGGCUGGACUCCCUGUGUCCUGCUCGUGGCUGCAGCAGCCAUGGGCCUAUGAGCAAUCUACCUGUGGCCAAGUACGGUGACCUCUAUUUUUCCUUACAUUGACUCUUUAUAUUUCAAUAAAUAUAUUUUAAAAGAAA
Messenger RNA from Cebus imitator (Panamanian white-faced capuchin), 1346 nucleotides. RefSeq names its product chromosome unknown C1orf35 homolog (gene CUNH1orf35). Lineage: Eukaryota; Metazoa; Chordata; Mammalia; Primates; Cebidae. The record is from RefSeq and is a predicted model, not a curated record. The transcript is spliced from 8 exons. Bases 171 to 944 code for a protein of 257 amino acids.